Sciurus carolinensis (gray squirrel) is the source of this 5793-nucleotide messenger RNA. It is a transcript of the gene Cnnm3, whose product is annotated as cyclin and CBS domain divalent metal cation transport mediator 3. The transcript is spliced from 9 exons. Gene Ontology annotation, biological process: magnesium ion homeostasis; transport. The record is from RefSeq and is a predicted model, not a curated record. Bases 26 to 2143 code for a protein of 705 amino acids. Gene Ontology annotation, molecular function: transmembrane transporter activity. NCBI's taxonomy places the organism in Eukaryota, Metazoa, Chordata, Mammalia, Rodentia, Sciuridae. Gene Ontology annotation, cellular component: plasma membrane.
GAGAGGCCGAGAGGGGCUGCAGGCGAUGGCGGCGGCUGCGGGUCGGCUAGGCUGGCUGCUCGCCGCGCUCUGUCUGGGCAACGCCGCUGGGGAGACGGCGCCGGGCCCGCGAGUGCUGGGCUUCUGCCUGGAGGAGGACGGAGCGGCGGGCGCGGGGUGGGCGCUCGGAGGGGCUGUGCGGGCGGCGCCGGAGGCCACCUUCCGCCUGCGCCUCCUGGGCUCGGGCUUCGCCAACAGCUCCUGGACCUGGGUGGCCCCCGAGGGCGCAGGCUGCCCGGAGGGCGGGCCGGCCUCGGCGCCCGAGGAGACGGCGGACCCCGCAGGCCAGUGGCGCGCGCUGCUGUGUCUGCGCGCCCAGGCCGUGCCCCCAAACUCGGCGCUGCUUGCGGUGCGCGUGGAGCCAGGCGGCGGGGCAGCUGAGGAGGCGGCGCCGCCCUGGGCGCUGGGCCUGGGGGCGGCCGGGCUGCUGGCGCUGGCGGCCUUGGCGCGGGGCCUGCAGCUGAGCGCGCUGGCGCUGGCGCCGGCCGAGGUGCAGGUGCUGCGCGAGAGCGGUUCGGAGGAGGAGCGUGCGGCGGCGCGGCGCCUGGAGCCCGCGCGGCGCUGGGCCGGCUGCGCCCUGGGCGCGCUGCUGCUGCUGGCUAGCCUGGCGCAGGCGGCGCUGGCGGUACUGCUGUACCGAGCGGCCGGCCAGCGCGCGGUGCCCGCGGUGCUGGGCUGCGCGGGGCUGGUGUUUCUGGUAGGCGAAGUGGUGCCGGCCGCCGUGAGCGGGCGCUGGGCGCUGGCGCUGGCACCGCGCGCGCUGGGCCUCAGCCGCCUGGCGGUGCUGCUCACCCUGCCCGUGGCGCUGCCCGUGGGGCAGCUGCUGGAGCUGGCGGCGCGGCCCGGGCGGCUGCGGGAGCGCGUGCUGGAGCUAGCGCGCGGAGGCGGCGACCCCUAUAGCGACCUCAGCAAGGGUGUGCUGCGCUACCGGACCGUGGAGGACGUGCUCACGCCGCUCGAAGACUGCUUCAUGCUGGACGCCAGCGCCGUGCUGGACUUCAGCGUCUUGGCCAGCAUCAUGCAGAGCGGCCACACGCGCAUCCCGGUGUACGAGGAGGAGCGCUCCAACAUCGUGGACAUGCUCUACCUCAAGGACUUGGCCUUCGUGGACCCCGAAGACUGCACGCCGCUCAGUACCAUCACCCGCUUCUACAACCACCCACUCCACUUCGUCUUCAAUGACACCAAGCUCGAUGCCGUCCUGGAGGAGUUCAAGCGAGGGAAGUCCCACCUGGCCAUCGUGCAGAAGGUGAACAACGAGGGCGAGGGCGACCCCUUCUAUGAGGUGCUGGGCCUGGUCACCCUGGAGGACGUCAUCGAGGAGAUCAUCAAGUCCGAGAUCCUGGACGAGUCUGAGGACUACCGAGACGCUGUGGUGCGGAGGACGGCCGCCUCCCUGAGUGCCCCUCUCAAGCGCAAGGAGGAAUUUUCCCUGUUCAAGGUUCCUGACGACACGCACAGGGCCAAGAUCUCGCCUCAGCUGCUCCUGGCCACCCAGCGCUUCCUUUCCCGAGAGGUGGACGUGUUCAGCCCACUGCGCGUCUCCGAGAAGGUCCUCCUGCACCUGCUGAGGCACCCCAGCGUCAACCAGGAGGUGACGUUUGACGAGAGCAACCGCCUGGCUGCUCACCACUACCUGUACCAGCGCAGCCGGCCGGUGGAUUACUUCAUCCUCAUCCUGCAGGGCAGGGUGGAGGUGGAGAUUGGGAAGGAGGGCCUGAGGUUUGAGAACGGGGCCUUCACCUACUACGGAGUGUCCGCCCUGACCACGCCGUCCUCGGUCCACCAGUCCCCAGUGUCCUCGCACCAGCCCUCCCGCCAUGACCUGCAGCCCGAGCCAGCCGACGGCACCCGCUCCUCUACGUACUGUCCCGACUACACCGUCAGGGCCCUCUCUGACCUGCAGCUCAUAAAGGUCACACGGCUGCAGUACCUCAAUGCACUCCUGGCCACCCGAGCCCAGAGCCUGCCACCGUCCCCCGAGAACUCUGACCUCCAGGUCCUCCCAGGCAGCCAGACCAGGCUGCUCAGUAGCAAGACCGCGGCAGCUGCCGCCUUCCCAGUAGACCUUUCCCUCUUUGGCACAUUUGGAAACUGCAGUUGAUAAAUGACUGUGGACUAGUGAGCCUUUUUUGUUUUAAGAGAACACUAAGGGUCCAGCCACAGCCGGCCUUGCGUCCCAGUGGAGGAGAGCCCUGGGCGGAACCCAGGAGUCUAACUGCUGGCCAGCGGCCCAAGCUGAAGCAUGGACGUGCCCGUGGGGAGCUGGAGGGAGCCUUGUGGUAGCUUCAGGCCAGCCUGUCCCCACUGCUCCAGGCCACGUUUUAGAUGGCCCUUACAGGGGCAGGUGCUGGGCCUCAGUGCCAGGGGUCUGCAGCAGGCCCUGCUCUCUUUCAGGAGAUGGGCUCAGCCGGGCAGGCCUGCUCUGGACGAAGCAAAAGGAACAGAAUCAUCUCUGGUCCCCAGGCCCAGCCUCUCCUCCCUGACGCUGCGACAGAGCAGCGUGUGUGUACCUCCUCAAGCCGGGCGCCGCGUGAGCACAGUGCCCUCCACGUGGCGUGGCCUGUGCCUGCUUUGCUUCUAAUUGGCUAACCCUCUGCUGCUGGCAGCACUUUCUGAGUGAACGGAGUUUUAGCUGGGGCUCAAAUCGCGGCCUGGUCCACGGCAUCCUGGGCGGCUCCCCUUAGCGUGGCACGAUUGGUUCCCGUGCCCGGCCCUUCCACGUGCCAAACCGAGAAGCAGGUCUCCUGCAGGUCCGUUCCUCGCCCUGCGCCCUCCCAUGGAGGUAGCUCUUCUGAACCCUUGUGGAGUCCUGAGCACCUGGUGAGGCCAGCACCGCCUGUGGCCAGCCCUCCAGCCUGGGCUUGGGUGCCACCAACAGUAUCGGCAGUUUCUGUUUUGAGAAGAGGUCAGGCGGGGAGGAAGGGGUCACCCUGUGCGUCAGCCUGUCUCCACCCCGGGGAGAGUGGGGUCCCCUCCCACCUGCCUGGUGCUGCACAGCAAGCAAGGGACAGGAGGGCUGCUCGGGACCAGCUGCACCCAGGUCACCUUUCUUCUUAAAAAAGAAAUUACGGUUUCUCUCACAUCUGUAACACAUUCAAGUUCUUUGCCUUUUUUUUCCCCCUAGUGACAGUUUUAGAAAAGUGGGAUCCAGAGACAUUUGCUUUUUUCUUCCAGUUUACCCGUAUUUCUUCCUGUUGAGCUAUGUGGAAACCGGGGCAUCACAGAUACGGGGUCUCAGACUGUGGGGGUGGGCUGUGGAGCCCCUCAAGGACAUCCGGGUCCUUGUGAGUGGGACUGAAGGCCAAAAGUAGAAUGCGUGCUUGCCUAGAAAUCACUCCAGUGGGAGCAAACCCUGCGUCACCUCUCUCCUCAGCAGGGCUUGAAUCUUGGCUGUGCCUCAGAGUCACCUAACAGACUGAAACUCUGAGCUGGCCAGGCACAGUGGCGCCGCAGCACGGCCUGUCAUCCCAACGGCUCGGGAGGCUGAGGCAGGAGGAUGGCGAGUUCAAAGCCAGCCUAGUGCAAAGCUUAGUGUAACAGCGAGGCACUAAGCAGCUCACUUCUUGUCACUCAAUAAUAUAUAAAAUAGGGCUGGGGUGUGGCUCAGUGCUUGAGUGCCCCUGGAUUCAAGCCCUAGUGCUGAAAAAAAAAUUUUUUUUAUGCCUGAGCCCACUGCUGAGAUAUCCACCUCUGUCCUUCUGGACACCAGGGUUUAAUUUUUUGAAAUGGUUUUCUAUCCACAGACGAGUUCCACAUGCCCUUCACCCACCCAGCUUCCCCCGUUAACAUCUUACAUAACCUGGGUACAUUUAUACACUGAAAAAUGAACAUGGGUGCAGAAUCCUCACUAAACCACAGGCUUUAUUUGGGUCUGGCUGUUUUUUCCCAUAACAUCCUUGCUCCAUUGCGGGAUCCGAUCCAGGAUACCAAGUUCCGCACAGAGCUCAUGCUUUCUUUUCCUAAUUUUUAUUCUUACAUAAUUUACUCGUAGGAAGUUGCAAAAGUAGAGGUCCCACGCUCCCCUUACCUGGGUUCCCUCAGUGGUCGCUACCCAGUCACAGUGCAGUAUCAAAACCAGGGCUUUGACACAGGCGUGCAGCGUGUGCUGAUUGUAUGACUGCCCCUGCGUCACUGCAAGGGUCCCCCUGAGCUGCCCUGGAGAGCCCCCCACGCCAUCCCCGGCCCCUGGCAGCCACCAACCUGGCCCUCGCCACUCUCGUGUUGCAGUUUCAAGAAUGUGCAAAUGAGUCACAGUGACCAUGGGGGACUGGCUUGUGGCGCUCUGCGUGAUUGUCUGGAGACGAGGCCGGGUCACCGCCUGCCGGUGGUUCGUUCCUUUUCAUUGCUAAGUGGUGUUCCCCGUGUACUUGGCAUCCUGUUGGAGGACAUCUGGGUGGCUUCCAGUUUUCGGCUAUUCCAAAUAAAGCUGCUAUGAACACCACGCCAUGUGCACGUGGAUCUGCGAAGAUUGGCUCCCUCUUCUCCGAUAAGUGCCAGGAGAGCCAUUGCCAGGGUUGGUCGUGGCGUGUCUUCCCAGCAGGACAGAAGCAGCCUCUGCCGCCAGGUGGCGGCGCUGUUCCCUCUGGCUGUUCUCAGGUGUGCAGCAGUACCUCGCAGUGGCUUUCAUUUCAUUUCCUAAAUGGCUAGCAGGGGACAUCUCUGUCCACGUCCUUUGCCACUUUCUAGUUGGAUGGCAGUCUUGAAGUUCCUCCUGUGUUCUAAAUGCUAAGUCUUGUCGGGUGAUUGGUUUGCAAAUACUUUUUCCUGGACUGUUGCUGUAAUUGGAUCCGAAGUGCCUGGCCCACGUGUGAGACUGGGUCUUCAGCUUGCAGGGCUCCUGGGAGGUGGGGCAGCGCAGGAGGCAGGAGCUAGUGGGAGGGAGGGAGGCCCUGGGGGCAAGCCUUGAAGGGGACAGGGACCUGGCCUCUUCCUCUCCCUUCAGGCCAAGGUCUUCUCCACUGUGCGUUCUUGCCACGAUGUGUAGACCCAACAGGAAGGAACUUGGCAAUAGGGCCAAGUGACCGUGGGCAGGGACCUCUGAAACCAUGAGCUAAAAUAACCCUUUCUUCAUUUUCGGCUGAUGGCUUCAGGCCGUCACGGUAACGGCGUAACACACGUAGCUUAUUACGUUUUCAUCCUCUCAACAGGGACUGACUUAGAGCAAUGGCUUUGAUUUUGAUGAAGUCACUUUACUGAUUUUUCUUUUUAUGAAUUGUGCUUUUAGUGUCAUAUCUAAAAAAUUACUUACCUAGUCCAAGACCCCAGAAGUUGUCUUUUUUUUUUCCCCUAAAACUUUUAUGUUUUACAUUUAAGUUGUGGUCCAUUUAAAAAAAAAAAAUUGUUUUUUGGUAGUUGGAGAUGGACAGAAUGCCUGUAUUUUGUUUAUCUUUAUGCAGUGCUAAGAAUCAAGCCCAGUGCCUCACACGUGCUAGCCAAGCGCUCUGCCACUGAGCCACAGCCCCAGUCCCAAGUUGUGGUCCAUUUUGAAUUCAUCUUAGGUCAAGUCUCAUUUUUUUUAAGCCCACAGGUGUCCAGUUGUUCUGGUACCAUUUCUUGAAAAGGCACCUACCUAGCCCCUACAUAUCUGUCCCUUGUUUACCUAUAUAAUAAGUCUUAAAAUCAGUAGAUAGAGCUGGGUGCGGUGGCACAUGGCUAUAAUCCCAGAGACUCAGGAGGCUGAGGCAGGAGGAUCACCAGUUCAAAACCAGCCUCAGUAACAGCAAGGUGCUAAGGUCUUGGUGAGACCCUGCC